AGCGAAGUAGCCGCUCUUCGCCGGGUUGGGAACCAUGGAAAUAUCACCCAGCUCUUGUCUUACGAUCAGCACUACUUGACCCUCACCCUGCGGCACGAGCAGGGUCAAAGUCUCGACAAGUUCCUUGAUUCUAGUCAAAGGUGUACAAUACCACCAUCCUCCGCUAUCCUUGUCUGGAAACAGGUAACCUCCGCGGUGUCGCAUCUCCAUUCUCUGAACCUGGUUCACGACGAUAUCAAACCCGACAACAUCGUCUGGUCACCCGAGGACCAUCACGCGGUGCUAAUCGAUUUCGGUGCCGCGCUGGAUCUCGAUGUACUGCCCAAAGACUACUUCAACCCGUCGGGAACGCCGAGCUACGCACCGCCGGAAUUCCUGUUGAAGAGGAAAGGACCUGAGGCCGAUGUCUGGGAACUUGGGAUUGUU
Messenger RNA from Fimicolochytrium jonesii, 426 nucleotides. RefSeq names its product kinase-like domain-containing protein. The record is from RefSeq and is a predicted model, not a curated record. The annotation marks the transcript as partial. NCBI's taxonomy places the organism in Eukaryota, Fungi, Chytridiomycota, Chytridiomycetes, Spizellomycetales, Powellomycetaceae. Gene Ontology annotation, cellular component: cytoplasm. Gene Ontology annotation, molecular function: ATP binding; protein serine/threonine kinase activity. The transcript has a single exon. Gene Ontology annotation, biological process: intracellular signal transduction; protein phosphorylation.